Eupeodes corollae is the source of this 1495-nucleotide messenger RNA. RefSeq lists its product as uncharacterized. The record is from RefSeq and is a predicted model, not a curated record. Gene Ontology annotation, biological process: regulation of transcription by RNA polymerase II. Gene Ontology annotation, cellular component: transcription regulator complex; nucleus. The transcript has 2 exons. The coding region runs from base 211 to 1113 and encodes 300 amino acids. NCBI's taxonomy places the organism in Eukaryota, Metazoa, Arthropoda, Insecta, Diptera, Syrphidae.
ACUACACAAUCAUCAGUUUUUUAAAACUUGUUUCUUGUUUGACGUUGUAUGCAUCAUCAGAGUACAGUUUCAGCUAUCAGAAGAAUCAGCUUAGUUUGUUGUUCUGUUCUUCAGUUGGGAAAAUCCUUUUGUGAACAAAGUUGUCGUCUGCUUGUGUUUCUAUUUAAGUUGUGCAUUUAAUUUAUCUUUUAUUAUUUUAGUUUAUAAAAGAUGUUGAAACGAGCACAAAAAUCCGAUAAUAUCGCGUUUAAUAUUGAACUAGUCAAAGCUGUGGAAAAACAUCCCUGCAUUUACGAUUACAACAUGAAAGAAUAUUGUAACAGAGAAUUCGUAGAUAGCGCAUGGCAGAAAAUCGCAAAGAAAUUCCACUGCCCUGCAAAAGAAUGUAGAGAGGCAUGGAAGAAUCUAAGAAUAGUCUUUAGUCGCAACAUUAAAAAACAAACUACAGGAGCUGGUUCAACAAAGAAACCAUAUUAUCUUCUAGAGAGUAUGAGGUUUCUUAUCCCUUUUAUGAAAAAUUCGUCAUCAACAACACAAUUAAAACCUAUUAAUGAAGCAAUUUAUUAUGAAACCACAAGUGACGAGCAAACAAGCAAUAGGGACGAGGAAGAAGAUGAAAUUAUUGCGUCCAACAAUGAUCAAUCUAAAUCAAAUAUUACAGAUAAUCUCGAAAAUGUUAUGCCAAAAGAAGAAUAUGAUUCAGAAAAGGAAAUAAUGUUUGAACAGGAAUUUUUAAGAGAACAAAUUACAUCAAGAAAUAAAAAACAACCUGACAUUUUAAACAACGAAAUCCAUAAACAUCAUCAAACUCCAGAUGAAAUUCAAAUGGAAUCUCUUAGUCCAAACAAGAAUCAGAAAACAUCACAAGCAGCUCUUAAUAAUUCUAGUUACAUUGACUUAAUUAAUUUUGCAGAAUCAAACAGUGUCACUAGAAUGAGCAGAGGGAAUUACAAGCAUCAAUUCUUAACGAGUUUAUUUCCAGAUGUAGAUGACAUGGACGAUACUCAGUUUAGAUUAUUUCGAUUAGAAGUUUGUAAAAUAGUCAGCAAUAUAUUUAGUUCCCAGACACCGACACAACAACCUACCAACAGAACUUCUUAUUGGCAAAAUUAAAAAGUUUAAAAAUCCAAUAGAAACUACCAUCGGUUUCAGUCCUUUACCAACCUAGCUCGUAUGUUCGGGGAUGUUAUGACUUAUGAUGAGAUGUAAGAAGUCAAUUUAAACGUUUAUUUAAAUCCAAAAUCAGAACUACCCGUAUGGAAGUUUCUGAAAACUUGAAUUCUAAUUCCUGCUUUAUUUAAAAUGUAUAAGAUUAACAUAUUUACUUAACAUUUAAAACAAUUUACAGACAUUGGUAUUAGCUUUUAUUUUGUAUUAAAAAAUCAGUUCUCUAUAAUAUAUCUACGAGUAGAUUAAUAAUCAUUUUUAAAAAAUAUAUUUUAAUUUGAAAUGAAGACAAUUUUUCCUUUCUAACAAACAAAUUUUAAAAAGCAUA